Messenger RNA from Salmo salar (Atlantic salmon), 6363 nucleotides. Its product is annotated as thyroid hormone receptor alpha. Gene Ontology annotation, biological process: retinoic acid receptor signaling pathway; negative regulation of transcription by RNA polymerase II; positive regulation of transcription by RNA polymerase II. The record is from RefSeq and is a predicted model, not a curated record. Gene Ontology annotation, cellular component: RNA polymerase II transcription regulator complex. Gene Ontology annotation, molecular function: nuclear receptor activity; RNA polymerase II cis-regulatory region sequence-specific DNA binding; zinc ion binding. NCBI's taxonomy places the organism in Eukaryota, Metazoa, Chordata, Actinopteri, Salmoniformes, Salmonidae.
CCACACCAGGCUAUAUUCAUUCUCAUGGUCUCACAUUCAAAGCGAAUAUUGCUACUUUUAAAGUAUAUAUUUUUUUUAAUCAGAGGUAGAUGUGUUUGUACUUUACAGUGUUAGUCCUGUAGAGAGUGGUAGUCCUGUAGAGAGCGGUAGAUAGCUAGUUUUAUUAAAUUGUUUUAUGCGGGCCCAGAGCAUAGCAUUGGCCCAGAGCAGUGUGCGCCCCAUACUGUACAUAUGCGGAGGGAGGAGCAAUAGUAUAUCUCUUGAUUCCAUUUCCCUGUCGUGGCAGCCUACCGAAACGUUACUGGAGCACAUUUUUACACACACCUCAUGGGAAAUCCCAAAUAACGAGCACCUUGUGACUUUGUUUAAGUGCAAAUUAGGAACCGCACGAGACGUUUUGACGGCAAGCGGCGCUUUGCAGAGGAUUUUUUUUUUAUAUAUAGAAAAGCCCGGUACUGUGCAGUUGCAUACCCUACCACUCCACUUGCGCUUUAUACGGGGAGGCUUUGACUUUUUCAUCCUCGUUUCAGUCUCAAAACAACCGUAUUCCCGUCCAAAACAGUAGAAGAACCUGACGGUUGUGACAUUUUAACAAGAAAUUUCUCCUGGAAAUCAAGUGGAUCCAAUUGUUUCUGGGCGGAGGCAAACGGUCACACAGAACAAACUACAGGCCUGGGGAUAUCAUUAACCUCCACACAUAACAGGAUACUGAUCUUGUCCAGUCCAUUCGUCAGUCCCAGGGCCAGCACAGGGGGGUCGCUCCAGAGGCCAGAGCCCGCCCAGACCGGGACCCUGUGAUGUCGCACUGACUGACCCCCCUACCUGCGAAUGACCAGCGAGCGUCCGAGGGUGGGGCCCGCCUCAGUCUCGCAUGAUUGGCUGUUGGAUGGAAUUAAGGUGAAUGGAACACAUGCCCAAGGAGCAGGACCCUAACCUAUCAGAGGGAGAAGAGAAACGGUGGAUCGAUGGCCCGAAAAGGAAAAGAAAGAGCAGCUCAUGUUCGGUGAAGAGCAUGUCUGAAAUGAAGGGAUACGGACAGACUGGGUCAGAGAAUACAGGGUACAUCCCCAGCUACCUGGAGAAGGAUGAACCGUGUGUGGUGUGUGGAGACAAGGCCACUGGCUACCAUUACCGCUGUAUCACCUGUGAGGGCUGCAAGGGUUUCUUUCGGCGGACAAUUCAGAAGAAUCUCCACCCCGCCUACUCCUGUAAGUACGAUGGCUGCUGCAUCAUCGACAAGAUCACCCGCAACCAGUGCCAGCUGUGCCGCUUCAAGAAGUGCAUUGCAGUGGGCAUGGCCAUGGACCUUGUCCUGGACGACUCCAAGCGGGUGGCCAAGCGGCGUCUGAUCGAGGAGAACCGGGAGAAGAGGAAGAAGGAGGAGAUGGUGAAGACCCUGCAGAACCGGCCGGAGCCCACCGGCUCGGAGUGGGAGCUGAUCCGCAUGCUGACCGAGGCCCACCGCCACACUAACGCACAGGGCUCCCACUGGAAACAGAAACGCAAGUUCCUGCCGGAGGACAUAGGUCAGUCUCCCGUGGUCCCUACGUCGGACGGAGACAAGGUGGAUCUGGAGGCCUUCAGUGAGUUCACCAAGAUCAUCACCCCUGCCAUCACCCGCGUUGUCGACUUUGCCAAAAAACUGCCCAUGUUCUCGGAGCUGCCUUGUGAGGACCAGAUCAUCCUAUUGAAAGGCUGCUGUAUGGAGAUCAUGUCACUGCGUGCCGCCGUGCGCUACGACCCAGAGAGCGAGACGCUGACCCUUAGUGGCGAGAUGGCGGUCAAGCGGGAGCAGUUGAAGAACGGCGGCCUGGGCGUGGUGUCGGACGCCAUCUUCGACCUGGGCAAGAGCCUGGCGCAGUUCAACCUGGACGACACGGAGGUGGCGCUGCUGCAGGCCGUGCUGCUCAUGAGCUCAGACCGCUCGGGCCUGACGAACAUUGACAAGAUCGAGAAAUGCCAGGAGACCUACCUGCUGGCGUUUGAACACUACAUCAACUACCGCAAGCACAACAUUCCCCACUUCUGGCCCAAGCUGCUGAUGAAGGUGACGGACCUGCGUAUGAUCGGGGCGUGCCACGCCAGCCGCUUCCUCCACAUGAAGGUGGAGUGUCCAACGGAACUUUUCCCCCCGCUCUUCCUAGAGGUCUUCGAGGACCAGGAAGUGUGAGUGGCGCCCCCCGCUGCCGAGGAGGAAGUAGUGGGGCGACUUGAGGCAUCUUGGGAAAGGACGGGAUGUUUUUCUGAAGCUGGGAAGGAUUUUGGCAGGACUUGUGUUUUUCCGACAUUUAAAUGGUAAACAACAAACAACGCAACCAGCAGCAGGAGUCAAACAAACAGGAUUUUCAUUUUUUAACCAACCACCUCUUCAUACCUGUUUUUGGGAAUCAGUUUGGCGGCCCUCCCUGUCUGAGCACGAUGUUUUAUCCAGUGGGAGUUGCAGCCCUUUGCCAAGGCGAACACACACAGACGCACACACUCUGGCUCCCCUCUCAGAGCCCUAUUGGAGGCACCUCAGUUGUCACACAUUGCCACUAGAUUGUGGUCUUUGCAGGCUUGCACCUGUUUGAAUUUAUGGCAACCAUCUUUUAAAACUGGUCAGUUAAUUAUACUCUCCGAAUUAGUGUAAGACAAUAAUUCAGGAGACACGUCACUGACAACACACCGGGACACACACAUAGGUACUGAGUGUGCCAUAUAGCUCCUACCGUAGAGCAGAGCUACAAGUACCUACAAUCACGCCUGAACACAACUGAGCCAUUUUCAGACUGGACCGUGAGCAUGUUUUUAACCAAGUCAGGUGCUGUAUUAUAAGGGUACUCCAGUUGUCUGAAUGUGUAAAAGUACAGACCAUGGCUCCGUAUCUACCUUUGGUUCUGUCAUUAGGCCAGUGCCUGUGACUGGCACUCUCUCAAACCCACACACACACUGGGCAGACCUGCCUUGUCAUUGCCUGUGCUUCUGGUGCCAACAGUAGACCCUCUCAUGAAUGACAAUUGAGCCCUUUUCUCUCCAAGGAAGGUCAUAACAGUGAACAAAAGAGAGAAAGAAGGAGAGGCGCUACUGGCAGGAGUUCUCAGAGGAGGGGGGGAGAGAGGGGAGGAGUAGGGGAGAGAGAGAUAAAAAAUAUAGAUUUAAUAGCUGGCAACCAGAUUCAGUGCCUGGAGACUGAACAGCAUCCUGAAUAAACACACACACACACACACACACACACACACACACACACACACACACACACACACACACACACACACACACACCUACCCUCAGAAACUCAAAAGCCUUAUUUACUGUAUACACUGCUGUGCUGUAGCCCUGACCUGCAGGGUAAGUAAGUCUGAAUCCGCGCCUGUGUGACUCAGCUCAGUAUGGCCCCUCCAGGCUUCCAUACUCAGUCGUCGUUACUGUAGGGGUCACUGAGAAAGGGCAAGGCCAAUGACGGCUGCCAUUUACCUCAAAGUGGGCACACCCUCAAGGCUGGGGCGACGCCAGGCUCUACCUCACCUCUGGAUACAGGGCAGCUGCCCCCAGCCUCCUCCACACACACACACACACACUUUUAAGGAUACUCAACAAACACACAUAGGCACGUGUGCAUGGGUGUGAACUCGUGGGUGUGAACUCGUAGGCACAAGUACAUUAAGACAAAUCACACAAACACAGGAUACACAUUCUCAGUGUUAUCACUCAGACAAAAGGAAAUGCCACUGAAGACAGGAGGGCCUGCCUUUCCCUACGGUCACUUAUCUCUUUUUCGGGGGAGGGGAGGAUGGUAACCAUUAUGUCCAGCUUUUCUCUUUUUGUUAUGUGGGACCAAGUUUCUCUUUUUGGAAUUUGGAAUCACUCUUUUUUUUCUGUUGAAACGGAAGCAAAUAAAUCACGUGACGGAGUACAAUGGACAGUCCAGCUGUCGCCCUGGAAGAGGAGCGAUACACCGUGAGGAAGCGGAGAACCCCAAGGUGGCCAGGCCGUAACUGGCUGUGUUUACCACUGUUUUUGAGGAAAAAAAGUUCAAAUACAACCUAUUUUUAUUGAAUGCCAAGCAGUAGUUUUUGAACGAGUGAACGAGGUGGAGGGAGGGAGGGGCGGAGGGAUGAAUGGAUGGAUGGAUGGAUGGGUUUCAGCACCCCAGGAGCAUGUGGAUGAACGCCUGAAGACGCGGAGCGACGGGCGGGACCAGGAUGGUGGGUACUCAUAGCAGAUGGCCAAGCGUCGCUGCCUCGACCUCAACCACCGUAGGAGGAGUCAACCAAGAAAUCCACUGUAAGCAGACCUCAGACCGCUCUGGUGGAGCAGCCAGAGUCCCCUCCCACCGUGCCCCACCCUCCCACUCCACUAGUUUACCCACCCCCGGCCCUGGCCCAAGCCAUGCUGGUCGGGGUUUUGCACUACUGCAGUGGUCCAAACCCCUCUCCCCACCCUCAUCAGCAACUACACAACCUAGCCCCAACUCAUCUGUCAGUCAUGCACCUUCCUCUGGGAGUCCUGGCCUACUCUAAGGGAGGCCCACUGGGACGGGGCUCACAACCAACCCCGUCACAUUGUCAGUAUUAAAUCAACAGCCUUCCUCCAACCCUCACCCACUGGGCAGGAGGCCACCGGUUUGUCUCUCACACACUCUCCUCUCAGCAUAGGCCCUGUGCCACAUUACACACCCCUGGCUCCAAGUCUACCCGGAUCCACCCCAGUACAUACUCCUUCCCCUGGCCUACCACCCAUCCUCCCCACCCAGUGUAGGAGGCCUUCGGUAGGCCUGAAAAAUGGACACCAAACGGAAUCUAGGCCUCUCCCUUGUGAGACAAGGAUGGCCAUAGCAGCUCACUUAGGGUGGCGUCGCCGAAUGAAUGUGAACAGCGAAGCAGCAGUGGGAGCGAGUGAACGAGAGAGUAGGAGAGAGCGAAGGGAAGGGAGCGGGACAGAGAGACUUCCUUCCAUCCUUCAUCUGGCAUGGGUUAGAGGGGGAUCGUCGCCCGUUGUCGAAGCACCGUUUGUGAACUUGGAGAAGGGGGAGAUGGCAGUAUAUCAGAUGGUCUCCCCCUUUACUCCCGCAUUGUAACAUUUAAUCCCCCCCCCCUCAUUUCCACAAAUACCCCCUUCAGCUUUCCAUAAGGAGAGCCACCAACUUUCAAAUGGAGACGAUCGGCAAGAGAAACAGAAUCGGCACUCAAUGGAUUAAAUUCCAAGCUUCUUUGAAAAAGAACCAAUAACAGAAAAAAGUUAUCGCAAUAGUGAUGUCCUUCAUUCUCGUGAGCCGAUUGGGUAUGUGUGUGUGACAAUAGGGGUUGAAAUGCUGCUUUACCUUCUGAGGAAAUUUUUUUGGGGGGGAAAAGUAUAUGAUUAUGAACCCAGAAAAGCGAAAUGAGGAAAAAGAUGACUUUAAAAAGACUCCUGAACAAAAGUUAAACGCUUGGAGAUUAAGCAGUUUCUUUCUCUCUACAUUUUAUCUCAAUGUUCUUUUUUGUUGAUGUUUGUUUGUUUAUGACGCUUAGACUGCUCUGUGUAAAACGGAAAAAAGAACAGCUGUAGUCACUUUUUGACGCAGUGUAACGUAGACAGAAAUGUCACUUAUUUUUCACAUCACCUAUAGUUUGUGUUGACUUCUCUGUUGUCUGUGUAUUUGUCCGAUUGUCCGUCCCUUUUAUCAAGAGGAAUUUACAACAAAACAAAAACAGGAAUAUUUUCUUUUUAUAUAUAUUUUGUUUCCUUUUUUUAUGAAAGAAGACUUUGGAGAAAAAAAAUCACAAACAGGAAAAAUAAUGCAACCCAAAAAAAUAUAUAUAUUAUGAAACACAAUCUUCUCAUACCUCACACAACACAAAACUCAAAUGAACUUGGGAGGAGUGAUGAUUCACGGGCGCAUGUGGAAGUGCGCAAAAAGAUAUGUGCUUGUGGCCCGUGCGCAUAUGCAGUGAUUACAGAAGACUUACCCUCAAGCCUUUGCGCUUGCUACCUAUUAAAUUGGUUCUAGGAGGAUUGUGGAUAGGAUACCUAACAUUAGUAAAGUCUUGCAUCAUCAUCAGAUGCUGAAAUGGAUUGCUGGCUGGCAGUUGGCCACACCCAGAUAUAUCCAGGACCAUAGAUAGUGAAGCCAAAUGUGAAUGGCCCAGAGCUUGGGGGAAGUAUUUUGUAAUGGCUGAGUGCUCUAUGGUAUUGAAUGUAGCUGACAGGACGGGGCUGGAUUUGAGCCCGGCACCCACAACCUCACUUCCGCUCACCAGCAGAAUGGAUGGUGGUGUCACAUCGACGUUACACACAAACAAACUGAGAAUAUUGCCCAUCUGCAAGGUGCAAUACUUUUUCACCCCUCUCCCAAAAAACUGUUUCUGUUUGAUUUUUAUUUUGUUUGAUUUUGGCCAUAACCAA